AUGGCGGAAAAGCGGUUCCGCUGUCUCGAGCGCCGUCUAGCAUCAAGGCCCGACCUAUACGACAACGUGAAGAUCCAGAUUACACAAUACCAAGCCAAGGGAUACGCACAUAAGGCUAGUCCGGAGGAAUUUGCCAGUUUCGACCCCGAGCGGACCUGGUUUCUGCCGUUGAACGUCGUUACAAACCCAAGGAAGCCGAACAAGCUCGUACCGCUUCCGGCGGUUCUGUCUUCGUUUCGCCAGUUUGAGGUGGCCAUCAGCGCUGACAUCUGCGAGAUGUUCUACCAGAUCUUGAUUCGGCCUGAGGACCGAUCGGCACAGCUGUUCCUGUGGCGGGACGAUCCCUCCAAGCCCUUCGAGGUGUUCGUCACGAACGUAGCAACGUUCGGCUCCACCUGCUCACCUUCUGCAGCUCAAUUCGUCAAAAAUCGGAACGCCGAAGAGUUUUCCGAAGAGUUUCCGCGGGCAAUCACAAAACGCCAUUAUGUAGACGAUUUUCUGUGCAGCGUGGACACCGAGCAGGAAGCAGUGGAGCUAGCAGAACAGGUCAAGUUAGUGCACUCCAAGGCCGGAUUCGUCAUUCGAAAUUGGCUGUCGAACUCUAGUUACGUUCUCACACGGGUCGGGGAACAGCCAACAGAAAUGAUGGAAAAAGUUUGGAUUGACAGGUCGGACGCUUACGAACGCGUUCUCGGAAUGGUCUGGAAGCCUGAACCGGAUGUCUUUGUUUUCCAAGGUGUUUUCCGAGAAGAAAUCCAGGCUCUACUUUCGGAUGGCGCUGUUCCAACCAAACGAGAAGUUCUGCGCACUGUGAUGAGCAUCUUCGACCCCAUCGGACUGGUAGCCAUCUUCGUCAUCCACGGAAAAGUGCUUGUGCAGCAUAUCUGGCGCUCUGGACUUGGUUGGGAUGAACGCAUUGGUGACACACUGCUUGAGCAGUGGAAGCGAUGGGUCAAGUUACUCCAGCAGCUGAAUCAAGUCGAAAUCCCACGUUGCUACUUCCCUGGCUACUCUUCCGAAGGCUACAGAACCGCCGAGCUGCACGUUUUCGUAGACGCUUCCGAGGAAGCCUUUGCAGCCGUAGCAUAUUUCCGAAUCGUCGAAGAAACAAGAGUUCGAUGCUCGUUGGUGUCAGCGAAGGUUGCCCCCUUGAAACUGCUGUCGAUUCCCAGUCUAGAGUUGUCAACCGUCGUUCUCGGUGCCCGACUUUCGAAAUCCGUCAUUGAGAACCACACACUUCCAAUCAGUCGCAAAACGUUCUGGAGUGAUUCCUGCACCUUUCUCUCUUGGUUGCGGGCAGAUCCCAGGAAAUAUCGGCAAUUUGUCGCAUUCAGGUUGACAGAAAUCCACGAUCUCACGCAGGUCGAUGAAUGGCGCUGGGUGCCAUCGCGUAUGAAUGUCGCUGACGAGGCCACAAAGUGGGGCAAAGGUCCCGAUAUCACCUCCAGCAGUCGCUGGUUCCAAGCUCCAAAAUUUCUAUACGAGCAUCCGAAUUCGUGGCCACAGCAAACAACGAAAGAAGAGGAGUUUUCGGAAGAACUUCAUCCGAUUAAUCUUCACCUUGAAGUAGCCAGGGAAGAGCUGCUGCAGUACGAACGGGUUUCAAAAUGGGAGCGCCUGGUCCGUGCUGUAUCCUACGUACGCUUGUUCGUGGACAAUCUUCGUUGCAAGGCAAAAAAGCAAUCACCAAGCAACACGGAAUGGUUAAAUCGGGGCGAACUGCUGCGUGCGGAGAAACAAAUCCAACACGAGGCUUUCGGGGACGAGCUUAGACUUAAGAAAACUAGCAAGAUCCUCAAACUUUCACCCUUUCUGGACGAGCAAGGUGUCAUACGGAUGGACGGCAGGAUUACAGGUGCACAACAGGUGUCCUUCGAUUUCAAGUUCCCGGUCAUUCUUCCCAAAGGGCAUGAAGGAACAAAGCUUCUUGUCGAUUGGUAUCAUCGGCAGCACAAGCAUUGCAAUCCUGAAACUGCGGUCAACGAGAUGCGCCAGAAGUUUCAUGUGUCGGAAAUGAGAGUUGUUUUCAAGCAGGCCGGAAAACAUUGCCAGUGGUGCAAGAUUUACAGGGCAGCGCCGGAGAUCCCGAGAAUGGCUCCGCUUCCACAAGUAAGGACGGUGUCACAUGUGCGACCAUUCAACUAUGUCGGCGUUGACUACUUCGGGCCGAUCCUGGUUAAGCAGGGACGUAGCGAGGUAAAACGUUGGGUCGCGUUGUUCACCUGCUUGACCAUCCGCGCAGUGCAUCUUGAGGUGGUGCAUAACCUGACUACAGAGUCCUGCGCACGAAAUGGUUCAGAGAUCACAAGCGUUGAAGUUGGAGAUUUGGUAGUAGUAGUCGAAGACCGUAUCCGGAAUGGGUGGCUGAGAGGACGUAUACUACGUGUCUUUCCGGGACGUGACGGGCGCAUACGGAAUGCUGAAGUGGAGACAGCCAAUGCAGGAGUGCUGGUUCGGUCAAUCGCCAAGCUGGCAGUUCUGAAGGUCGGUAGUACCGCUGAAGAUAACUUCGAGCAAUACGGGUCGGGGAUUGUUACGAACGGCGAGAAACCAGCACCCCGUUGCGAAAGGGUCACUCGAUCCACUCGCAGCAGAAAGCAGUGA
Messenger RNA from Armigeres subalbatus, 2604 nucleotides. RefSeq lists its product as uncharacterized. Bases 1 to 2604 code for a protein of 867 amino acids. The transcript is spliced from 4 exons. The record is from RefSeq and is a predicted model, not a curated record. Lineage: Eukaryota; Metazoa; Arthropoda; Insecta; Diptera; Culicidae. Gene Ontology annotation, molecular function: nucleic acid binding.